Sardina pilchardus (European sardine) is the source of this 1688-nucleotide messenger RNA. RefSeq names its product UDP-glucuronosyltransferase 2A3-like. Gene Ontology annotation, molecular function: UDP-glycosyltransferase activity. Lineage: Eukaryota; Metazoa; Chordata; Actinopteri; Clupeiformes; Clupeidae. The record is from RefSeq and is a predicted model, not a curated record. The coding region runs from base 114 to 1688 and encodes 524 amino acids. The transcript is spliced from 2 exons.
CUAAAAAACGUUUACAGCUGUGUGUAGGGUGAGGGAGUUAACAUAUCCUCAGAGUGUAGCACUCCCAGGGACAUCGACAGCAUUGCAGAGGUGUUUCAGAAAUCACAUCACAGAUGCUUCCCACAGUGUUAAUCACCGCACUAGCUCUGUCAGUGUGCGGUGUCUAUGGCGGGAAAGUUCUGGUGUUUCCUAUCGAUGGCAGCCACUGGGUCAACAUGAAUAUUGUGAUCAAAGAACUCCAUUCCAGGGGACACAACAUCACUGUGUUCAGGUCCUCCGGUAGCUGGUACAUUAAAGAGUCCUCACCACACUACAAUUCAAUCACUGUCGACAUACCGGGGGGGUUUGAUGAGGAGUUUAUGAAGAUGUUAAUUUCUCGUAUACUGGAGAUCCAAGCAAACGGAGAGUCCAGCUGGAAACGCUUAGAGGUAGAGUGGGAGCUCAUGAAACUGGGUCCACAGAUGACUCAGAUGGAGAUCGACAUGCUGGCCAAACUCCUAGAUGACCAAAAGCUUAUGCAAUCCCUCAGGGACGCAAAGUAUGACUUGGUUCUGGCAGACCCAGUAGCUCCGUCUGGGGCAGUCAUAGCUCAUUACCUGAACUUGCCCUUGGUCUUUAAUGUCCGAUGGACUGCUCACGGCGAGGGACACUUUGCCAUAGCUCCAACGCCACUGUCCUAUGUUCCCAUGCCCAUGUUUGAGCUCACAGACAAAAUUAGCUUUCUCGAAAGGGUCUCAAAUGUGUUCUUCUUUGUCUUUUAUGAAUUUCAGGCCCAGUUCCUCACUCGGCCACUGUGGGAUACCUUUACUAACAAAUAUUUUGGUCCUGAUGUAGACUAUUUUCAGUUGAUUCAGGGAGCUGAUAUUUGGCUGAUGAGAGUUGAUUUUGUGUUUGAGUUCCCACGCCCCACUAUGCCCAAUGUUGUUUAUAUGGGUGGGUUCCAAUGUAAGCCAGCAAAGCCCCUUCCUCAGGACCUGGAGGACUUUGUUCAGAGCUCUGGAGAACAUGGAGUUGUCAUCAUGUCUUUGGGAACGUUAGUCAGUGAUCUUCCGAGACGUGUAGUGGAAGAAAUGGCUGCAGCUUUUGCCCAACUGCCACAGAAAGUCAUCAUGAGGUUCACGGGAGAAAAACCAUCGACCCUGGGUAACAACACCCUGCUGGUCGAGUGGCUCCCCCAAAAUGACCUACUUGGCCAUUCAAAGACCAGAGCAUUUGUUGCCCAUGGAGGAACCAAUGGUGUUCAGGAGGCUAUUUAUCAUGGUGUUCCAAUCCUUGGUGUUCCACUGAUGUUUGACCAACCUGACAACCUCUCAAGGAUGCGAGCUAAAGGAGUGGCAAAGGUUAUGGAUGUUUUCUCAGUCAACAGAGACACGUUCCUCCAAGCUUUGCAGGAGGUGCUCCAUGAGCCGUCCUACAGGGAGAACAUGCAGAGGCUCUCCAGGCUGCACAGGGACCAGCCAAUGCAGCCCCUGGACCGGGCCAUGUUCUGGAUUGAGUUUGUUAUGAGACACAAAGGUGCUGCUCACCUGCGCACAGAGUCCUACAAGAUGCCCUGGUACUCCUACCACUCUGUGGAUGUGGUGGUGUUCUUACUUGCAGUCUUGGUUACUUUCAUGGCUAGUUUUGUUUUUGGAAUUAAGUUUCUGUGCACCAGGAUUUGUUGUAAACGCAAGUCAAAAAUAGAAUAA